Paracoccidioides brasiliensis Pb18 is the source of this 2712-nucleotide messenger RNA. RefSeq lists its product as uncharacterized. The record is from RefSeq and is a predicted model, not a curated record. Bases 1 to 2712 code for a protein of 903 amino acids. The transcript has 5 exons.
AUGCGAUGGCUACUUUGUCCCCUCCUUGGGGCCGCCAUCUUCCACUCCUUUCUAGUCGCAGCCUCCCGUCUUACUCCUCCAAUAUUGCCGUUGAUCGUCCGGAACCCUUAUCUUAGUACCUGGCUCGCCAAUGCCAGAGAGGACCCGUGGUCCUCGUGGCCCAUGUUCUACACGGGAGAGCAUAUGGGGCUCUCCCUGAUGGCUUCCGUCCCGGACACCGGAUUUGUAUAUCCACUGCUAGGACGUCCUCAGGAUUCAUUGACUCCAGUCACCUCGACGUCUGGGUAUAACAUCUCAUAUCCAGAGUAUCUCGGUGCUAAGUAUGAUGCUUCUACGACGAACCUGAGCUAUUCCAUCGCAGCCCCGAAAGGCGCAUCCGCAGUGUCAGCAGAUCCAAUUCACAUCACACUUUCAUUCCUGUCGCCAAUUACCCCGACUUCCACCCUUCGCCAGUCCAUCCCUGCUGCGUAUGUGACCGUGUUCGUCAAGGGAAACAGAAAUGUUAAUGUCUAUAUGGAUUUGAAUGGGCAGUGGGUCAGCGGUUAUCGAAACGCUCGUAUUGUAUGGCAAUUCGAUCAUAUAGUUCCCGAAGAUAAAAUAAGGCCGCGUCUCAAGCAGUGGCAGGUCAAGCUGGAGACAGAGCAGCUGUUUUCGGAGAAUAAUGACCGUUCUGAAUGGGGCACCCUGCACAUUGUUGCACCUGAAGACGUCCGAUACGAGUCCGGAACUUCUGCUACUCUUCGCAAGAGGUUUGCAAGAAUUGAGACUCUACAAAAUGUCAACGACAAAGUUUUCCGACCCAUUAUGGACCAAGAACCUGUCUUUGCCUUUGCAAAGUCCUUCGUGCUCAACGAGACAAUGUCAACAAACAAUACUCUCGUCGAGGACAGUGUCACUUUUUCAAUUGCCCAUAUCCAAGAUCCCGUUGUUCAAUUUGCUGCUGCUCGUGGCUUGACUAUGAUGAAACCGCUCUGGCAGUCUUGGUUUACAGAUGCGAAUAAACUUCUUCUGUUUCACCAUUCUGAUUUCAAAAAUGCUUACGCGCUCGCUGCCAACUAUUCUUCGCAGCUCGAAAUUGAUGCGUUUCUGUCUGGAGCUGAGGAUUAUGUGGACAUCGUAUCUCUUUCUGCAAGGCAGGUUCUCGGUGCAACCUCCUUCGCAGGGACGGCUGAAAACCCGAUUCUGUUCCUGAAAGAGAUUUCCUCCAAUGGAAAUUUCCAGACCGUUGACGUUAUCUUCCCGUCUUUUCCGUUUUUCCUCUAUACCAAUCCUCGGUGGCUAGCUUAUCUUUUGGAGCCAUUGAUAGAACAUAUGCUCAGCGGUCAAUAUCCCAAUACCUACUCCAUGCAUGAUCUGGGUGCUCAUUUUCCCAAUGCCACUGGCCACCCCGAUGGCAGAGAUGAGUAUAUGCCAGUCGAAGAAUGUGGUAAUAUGUUGAUAAUGGGCCUAGCCGUCGUUAACUCACUGCGGUUUUCCGCGAAGCCUCCUGUUGAGGUCCUUGCAAAAAAUGAAGACAAGGAUAAAGACGUCAGCCUAUUCCCACUCACAGAUCUUGAAUCUCGUGACGGUGUAGAUAAACUCGAUACCCCCUGGUCAAUAAUCCCUGACGCAGGUAACAGAGCUCAGAGGUGGGUAGAAAGGUCUUAUAAAUUAUGGAAGCAGUGGACUGGAUACUUGGUCGAAUUUUCUUUACUCCCCGCCAAUCAGCUAUCUACCGAUGAUUUUGCUGGAUGGCUGGCACUCCAGACGAACCUUGCACUCAAGGGUAUUAUUGGUAUCAACGCCAUGAGCCAGCUUUCAUCUUUGAUCGGAAAUACAGAUGAUUCUACUUUCUACAAGAAUAUCUCUGACACCUACGUUAUGAAAUGGGAAGAGUAUGGGUUCUCGCGGGAUAAAACCCAUGCUAAAGUCUCCUACGAUUGGUACGGUUCUUGGACUACGCUAUACAAUCUCUACGCGGACUCCCUUCUUUGUUUCCACUUGGAAGAUUCCUCUGGCAGUCUCCCGCAAGGGAAUGGAGUCAUGGACAAAAGCGACCCGCAGAAACCUCUUGAUCCGCCAAAGGAGGGCCUCUCCGGUGGCUUCGUGCCCAAACGCGUUUACGUAAGACAGUCGAAAUGGUACCAUUACGUGCGACAAAAGUACGGGCUUCCGCUGGACAGCCGCCAUCUCUACACCAAGACGGACUGGGAAUUCUUUUCGAUGGCAGUAUCCAGCAAAACGGUCCGCGAGGAGAUCCUUCAGUCCGUAGCUAAAUGGGUCAACGAAACGGCCACGGAUCGACCGCUCACUGACCUCCACAACACGGAGGGAAAUGGUGGCUUCCCGGGUCCCAAUUUCUUCGCUCGUCCUGUUGUUGGCGGGCAUUUUUCCUUUCUUGCGCUUGAAAGGGCGUGUAAUGGAAAAGCUAUGGAUGGGUUGAAGUUUUUGGAUGAUGAGGUUUGGGAAGACGGGCGGCCCAGGUGCCAAGGGGAUGAUUGCCUGAGCGACGAUGACUAUGACCAUGAUGAGGAUUACGAUGAAGACGAUGGUGGCUUUGAUGAGGGUUAUGACGAGGAUUACGAUGACGAGGGCGACGAGGUUUCGCAGGUGAUCGGACCGAAGGAUAAACCUCAGUUUCGGAUGGUGGCUAAUCUCCCUAAUACUGAAGAUCAUAAAUGGGCUGGUCCCGGUGGAGAGUUUAGGCGCAGGAGUGCCCGUUUCGUUAACUAG